GAAAAUGCUAAAAGAAAUUGAUAGUAUAUUUCAAGGUGAUAAAAUUCGACCAAUCACUAAAGAUGAUUUUUAUAAUUUAAUUUACUGUGAAGCAAUUGUAAAAGAAGUGGCUCGCGUUUUUCCAGUAGUACACUCAUUUGAAAGAUGUAUCGAUAAACCUGAUGAAAUAGCAGGAUAUCAAUGGCCAGCUGACACAUCAUUUCUAAUUAAUGUUAAAGCUAUUCAUAAUAAUGAAGAUUAUUGGGAAGAAUCUAAUAAAUUUAACCCUGAUAGAUGGAUGAAUGAAAGUUUUGAACCAAAGAAGAAUUCUUAUAUCGUAUUUGGUGGAGGAUUAAGAUCAUGUCCAGGAAGAAAGCUGGCUAUAGUUAAAUUAGUUUGCCUGAUGGCUUUAUUAUUUAGGAAAUACGAAAUUGAUUUAGUAGAUAUGGAUUCUCCUAUUAAAACUAUAAGUGGCGAUGAUGCAGUUGCUUGUGUUGAAUUAUUAGUUAAAUUCAAACCAAGAAAUUGAUUAUCUU
This is a messenger RNA of Rhizophagus irregularis DAOM 181602=DAOM 197198, 515 nucleotides long. Lineage: Eukaryota; Fungi; Glomeromycota; Glomeromycetes; Glomerales; Glomeraceae. The record is from RefSeq and is a predicted model, not a curated record.